AUGACCAGACCCUGUACAUCUCUGUUUAAGGACUUGAACUCAUUAUUGUCAUGCAUAUCCCUCUUGCAGACCUGCAGUUGCCUAUUGGGAAUAGGCAAUGCCAGUGAGUUGAGUGAAUUUUUCCUUGUGGGCCUCACUGAUGAUUCUCAGCUUCAGCCCAUCCUCUUUGCCCUCUUCUUCAUCAUCUAUUCAUUCACAGUGGUUGGAAACCUGGGCAUCCUUGUUCUCAUUGUGGUCAGCUCCAGACUCCACACUCCCAUGUAUUUCUUCCUCAGUAAACUAUCCUUUAUUGAUUUCUGUUAUUCUUCAGUCACAGUCCCUAAAAUGUUGAUUGUGUUUUUCUCUGAUUGCCAAACCAUUUCCUUCUCUGGUUGUGUGGUCCAGACAAGCUGCUUUGUGAUCUUUGUGGUCACUGAGUUCUUCCUCCUGGCCUCCAUGGCCUAUGAUCGCUAUGUGGCCAUCUGCAACCCUCUGCUCUACCAUAUUAUCAUGUCCCCAAGGCUCUGUUUGCAACUAGUGGCUGCCAGCUAUGCAGUGGGCCUGACAAAUGCGGUGCUCCUCACUAGUACAAUCUUUCAUUUGACCUUCUGUAAGUCCCAUGUCAUCACUCAUUACUUCUGUGAAAUCCCUCCCCUUUUAAAACUCUCCUGCUCUGACACACAGGUCCUUCAGUUUCUCCUCUUUGCCUGUGGUGGUUUUAAUGUGUCUGUGUCCCUGACAAUAGUCCUGGCCUCCUACACAUGUGUCUUUUUGGCUAUCAUCAGAAUACCCUCAGCCCAGGGCAAACACAAGUCUUUCUCUACUUGUGCAUCCCACCUGAUAGCGGUCAGCCUAUACUAUGGAACCACAGUGUUCAUUUACUUGUGCCCAAUCUCUGAGUACUUAAUAGGCAGGGACAGGCUUGUCUCUGUAUUCUACACAAUGAUCAUCCCUAUGCUUAACCCUAUAAUAUACAGUUUGAGUAACAAAGAUGUGAAGGAAGCAUUUGGGAACAUUCUCAAGAAGACUUCAUAA
Messenger RNA from Camelus dromedarius (Arabian camel), 1014 nucleotides. RefSeq names its product olfactory receptor 5AP2-like. Gene Ontology annotation, cellular component: membrane. NCBI's taxonomy places the organism in Eukaryota, Metazoa, Chordata, Mammalia, Artiodactyla, Camelidae. Gene Ontology annotation, biological process: sensory perception of smell; G protein-coupled receptor signaling pathway. Gene Ontology annotation, molecular function: G protein-coupled receptor activity; olfactory receptor activity; odorant binding. The record is from RefSeq and is a predicted model, not a curated record. The transcript has a single exon. Bases 1 to 1014 code for a protein of 337 amino acids.